UCGCCGCGGGGGGAUCGGGUCGCUCUGGCGGAGCCUGCGCCCCCGGCGUGCUCGGGCAGAGAAUGGAGGCCCGCUGAGGACGGGAACUCAGGCUCCGGGCCUGGGACACAAUAAUCCGGCCGAAGCCGAGAGGCCACACUGGACUAGGAAACGAGGCGCCGGGCUGUAAGGUGGGCCCGCGCCUUUUCUCCUGCCUGGCGCUGAUUCCCGCAUUUUUCGCUCGCGCCCUGCGCUGCGCGCUGCCUGUGCGCCUCCCUCGGCGCGCGGGCGGGAGAGUCGGGCGAGCGCCAAGACGGCUGGGCCCGACUCCCACUGGCGCCCCGGCUCCACCUGGCGCUGGGGCUCCGGUCCCCAGUGGCUCCGGCCGGAGGGAGAGAACGAGGAGGGAGGCUUGGAAACGCCGGGAGGAGCGGUGAGGCCGACGCCGGGGAAGCGAAUCGAUACUGCGUUACUGGACGCCCGUGGGCCUCAUGAGGACGGUCGAUUCCCUCAUUCGUUAUUCACGAUUUAUUAGGGAUGGCGGCCGCGUCUGUCCCUCCAGAGAGCUCGAUUAUCCAUCCGGCCAGCAGCGCCAUUCAGCGCACUGACGGUGGGAGGCUCGAGUUAGAAAUUAGGAAAGGAAUCUUCGCCCAGUUUUGGAGCGCCUGCCUCCUCUUCCCUCGUUGCUCGCAGCGAAGGCAGCCGCGAAGCUGGAGGCCUCGGGUGAAUGCUUUCGCCCUCUGGCCGGCGACCAGGAGACCUGCGCACACUGGCCGCCGAGUGACCCCAGCUCGAGCCUGCAGCCACACCAGCGGGACGGGGGCGGGGAGGAAGAGGAAGGACGGAGAGACUUCCUUCCAGAGGGAGUGGUCCGAGAACCGGCGGGAGAAGGGCCAAGGGAAGAUCCGGUCACCUGCUCCCGAGCCUGCAGGCGGAGAGGCGAGUAGUUCACCGGCCCUGGAGGAAAGGGGACCCGCCCACUGUUCCCAGGCAAAUGUGUCGCCGGCAUCCUGGACUCUGCCAGGGAAGAUGCGCUUCCACUCGCUCUGCAGGGAGGGGGGCGCGGGAGGGACUCCCAGCCAGCCGCCCCUCUCUGGCUACAAGACCCCGAACAAGAGAAACCUCUAACAGGGGCUCUGCGGAGAUCUGGAUCCUACCCACCAACCACACGGGCACCUGGGGGGCUGCCCCUCGGGGCAUUAUCAGCCAGUGGGAAGGGGGUUGACGUUCCUCGGCGGCCCAUGGAUCCUGGAGGGCUGCCCGAGGGGCCACCGGGGUCCAUCCAAUUAUUCCUCGGUUGUUAAGCGCCAGACAGGAGAGAGCCACUACAGAGGAGUGUGCUAAGACCCCAUUACCCACUAAAACUCCAUUUUCAUCUUUUGCGUCCUGGAUGACUAGUCUCCACAUUCCUGGCCUUUCUGGUUUCUCAGGAGAACCUUCUGACCCAUCUCCUCCCACAUCGGAAGAGUUUCCUAGUCUUUUGUUCUACUGCUAGCCGACAUAGAAAGCACCUGUCAUGUGCCAGUGUCAAAUACUGCGCUAGGAACUGGGAACUCAAGGCACAGGAGCCUGGCUUUUGCGCGGGGCGCUCACAGGCCGGUGGGUGCAAACCCUGAAGGACACACAGCCUGUCCCUUUAGCGCCCACCGCUUCUGGUGUGAGCUCCCGCUAAGGGUGGGUGAGUACUGGGGUGGGCUUCCAGAAAAGGCCUCCUUUGAGCCGAGUCUGCAGAGACCAAGUGUCUAUGAGAACUGCUUAAGAGUGCUUUGCACAUUCUCCUCCAUAAAGGUCGAGGCUCCCACUGCGCCCAGGAAUGCGCCUCGUCAGACAUUAGGCGCCCCUUGAUUUUGUGUUUGCAUGUCACGCGGUCCUCUAGCUGACAAGUGCAUCAGAAGAGUCACAGCGUCUGUCACAGGCUAGAGGCUCGCAGAGGACAGGAACGCGGGAAAUCUAGGCAAUUACCUUCAGCAUAUACCAAGAGCUAUUGCGAGGAUCAGAUCCCUUUAAAAACGGUGAUGAGACAGAAGAGGGCGGCUCCUCUAGAGCUUUCCGGAACGUCUUUACCUCUGUGUCCUUUAUACCUUUUAUCUCCCCCAAACAAGGUCGUUGGUCAGUUUCUCCUAUUUCCCAAUCUUCCUGCCCCACUUCUCUGUGUAGUUUUAGGGAGAAAAUGUGUUGUUUGCCUUUUUCUCUGAUGCUUCUCAUAUUAAAUGCGUCUAUUUUCCCUCUC
Molecule: messenger RNA, 2209 nt
Organism: Symphalangus syndactylus (siamang)
Lineage: Eukaryota; Metazoa; Chordata; Mammalia; Primates; Hylobatidae
Source: RefSeq, a predicted model, not a curated record